Messenger RNA from Merops nubicus (carmine bee-eater), 318 nucleotides. Its product is annotated as cytosolic Fe-S cluster assembly factor NUBP2-like. Gene Ontology annotation, molecular function: iron-sulfur cluster binding; ATP binding; ATP-dependent FeS chaperone activity. The record is from RefSeq and is a predicted model, not a curated record. NCBI's taxonomy places the organism in Eukaryota, Metazoa, Chordata, Aves, Coraciiformes, Meropidae. The annotation marks the transcript as partial. Gene Ontology annotation, cellular component: cytosol. The transcript is spliced from 3 exons. Gene Ontology annotation, biological process: iron-sulfur cluster assembly.
UUGGCAGACGUGAGGCGGGAGCUGACCUUCUGUAAGAAGAUGGGCCUGCAGGUCCUGGGCCUCGUGGAGAACAUGAGUGGCUUCGUCUGCCCUCACUGCUCGGAGUGCACAAACAUCUUUUCCAAAGGAGGAGGUGAGGAACUGGCCAAGCACGCUGGCGUCCCCUUCCUGGGCUGCGUUCCCCUGGACCCCCAACUCAGCUGGAGCUUGGAAGAAGGCAAAGACUUCAUCCAGGAGUUUCCCAAGAGCUCUGCCUUCCCUGCCUUGGCUCACAUUGCUCAGCAGAUCUUGGCUGGCACGUCGCAGCAGAGCUCCUGA